Messenger RNA from Cloeon dipterum, 1210 nucleotides. Its product is annotated as type-1 angiotensin II receptor-associated protein. The coding region runs from base 177 to 683 and encodes 168 amino acids. The record is from RefSeq and is a predicted model, not a curated record. Gene Ontology annotation, biological process: angiotensin-activated signaling pathway. Gene Ontology annotation, cellular component: plasma membrane. NCBI's taxonomy places the organism in Eukaryota, Metazoa, Arthropoda, Insecta, Ephemeroptera, Baetidae. The transcript has 6 exons.
UGAGUCGGAGUCGCGCAAGUAUCGACCCGAAAUCAUGUGACUCGCUCUCCGCGUGAGUUUGUGGUCUCCGAGGCUGCUGUCAUUGCGAUGCUUGUUGCACAUUUGCGCCACUAGUUUUAUAUUCUAAUCCGAAGGCUUGAUUAGACGUUCGAAAGCAGUUUUCCUAUUUUAGCAACAUGAUUCCUCAGAGUUCCGCCUCGAACUCCCUCAAGGUGACAUUCCUGGUGCACUUCUUGCUGAUCGCCUGGGGUGUGCAGGGCGCCUGGAGCCCCGAUUCCUAUCUCUUCUACAACGCCUUCUUCCUGAUUACUCUGCUGUGGUCGAUGCACAGCCCGGACUCAGAAGACCCUGUCCAAAUGGGUCUAUGCGUCAACCUGAUCUGCAUUGUUUUAGACAUUAUUGUCAUUAGUGUGUACUACCCUUCGUUUAUUAGUCUAAUGGGCAGCGAGAGAUUCAGCGUCGGCAUGGCAAUCAUCAACCUGCUGCUGCGUCCGGUUUCGUGUUUCGGCCUGUACCGCGGCCUCCAGGACAGGGUGGGCUCUACAAGCGUCACCAUCCUUCCGACCGGUGGUACCAACGUCUUCGGAAACAUGACAGACGACCCCUCGCGGCCCUUACGAGGACAUGGACCAAAGCAGGGGACAGCCACCGGUAGUACCCCAGGCGUCGGCCGCCACAGCUGACAAGACUUACUACAACAUUGGAUAACCACCGAAAUAUUCUUUUUUCCUUUUUACAAGCACUGAUUGAUUUCAAGAAAGCAAUUUUCUGCUGGGAAGAUGAUUUAUUCACAAAAUUUCAAAUACUCUGAAUUGCAUAUCGCUAUUUUAUUUUUGGACCAUUUGUGAUUUUUAUCACCCUCCUGUUGGAAAAUUGUGUUUGUUAACAACGUAUUAAAUCAAAAGAUGAUCAUAUUACUGCCAUAUUUUCAGUGCAUUUGCUUUUUACUAAAAACAAGCGGAGCAAUUUAUACUAACUGCACGGGACAGUCAAAGCUUAAAUUAAGAUGUAAGUAAGAAAAAGUGAUAUGCUAAUCAUUCCAAUAAUUGAAGCAGUAUUUUUCGUUUAAAUUCAAGCUCUCUUCUUUAAAUAUAGUCGUCUAGGAAAUUGUUAUACAUAUUGUCAUGUGCUUAAAAUGUGAUGUUUGAUGUAAUUACGGUAAUUAUUGUGUUGAUGAAAUCAAGAGUUAAUUUAAUUGCUGUCUCCAAAA